AUGUAUGAAGAGAUGGCCCGCAUGACUGAAGAGAUUCCUCGCCGCUGCUCUCUGCCUUCUCUCAAAUCAUCUACCAGCAUGACUAGCAUGGGAUCCUCCGACGUGGGUGAAGAGCGUCGACUGCCUCCCCUCCCUCAAAUCUUGCCUCUUCCUUCCCGUGGUCCCUUCAACCCAUUCAACGCCAAAGAUGCCCUAGUUCCCACCACCCCCGGGCCUCAGGAUACCUUCCAAUUCAAGUCACCAUGGGCAGCUGCCGAGCACAUUGUCGCUCCUCCUUCACCGGCUAACUCGGCCGAAAGCUCCUGGCAAGAAUCCUUUGCCAUGCAAAAGUCUGGUGCAGGAGACUGGCCCAAUGACCUCUCUCCGAACGAGAUCAUGGCCCUUGUGGCCCCGCAGAACCUCAACCGCAAAGCCCCACUACAGCAGCUCUGUGGCCGUAAGCGCAAGGGCAGUGCUCAAUCUAACGAAGAUGAUCAGCGCGAGAAGCACCGCAUCGCCGAGGGCAAUCGCCGUAGCAACCUCAGCGAGCUGCACCGCCAGCUGGACAGCCGCAUCCACGACUUCUUCCUCGAGCGUGCAGGCUGGAACCCUUCCAAGAGCCUUACUCAAUCCAAGGAACACAUUGUGCAAGGAGCCAUCUACCUAGUGGACUUCAUGCUUGCCAUUAUUGUCCACCUCAUCCGCCAGGAACAGGUCACACCGCAGCUCUCAGAGAAGCUGCAGCCCCAGGUCCGCUGCAUGCAGUUACAGCAAUUGGUCAGCUCCCUGCAGCAACAGAACCAGACCGCCCAGCAGCAGCUCAAGGCCACCAAGGCCGAGAAUGAGAUGCUCGCUGACCGCAACCGCGCCCUUGAAUUUCAGCUCAAGUCCUACGAGCAGAUGUUCCGCUCCCCCAAGGCUGAAAGCACCAGCCCCGGCCCUGUUCUCGAGUUCCCGGAGCACAAGCGCCAGAAGAAGAACGGCCUCCCUGGUCUUCGGGUAUUAUGUGGCGAGAUUGCUGCCAACAUGGGCUCCGAGCCUUCAUCCGCUGUUGCCUACCAUGACUCUUUGCCCAGCUCUACCUCGCAGUCUUUCAAUAGCUCCUACCUCACUGCUACUCCACCCAUGACUGGUCCUUCCUCGCCUGCCUUCCCUCCUUCCCACGCUUCCUCCUUCACAUUUCCCUCUGGGCCUCGUCGCCACUCUCUCAUCGGGUCUCCAUAG
This is a messenger RNA of Penicillium soppii, 1203 nucleotides long. RefSeq names its product putative HLH DNA binding domain protein. The transcript is spliced from 2 exons. NCBI's taxonomy places the organism in Eukaryota, Fungi, Ascomycota, Eurotiomycetes, Eurotiales, Aspergillaceae. Bases 1 to 1203 code for a protein of 400 amino acids. The record is from RefSeq and is a predicted model, not a curated record.